GGUCUUGGUAAACCAUUACCACCAGCACCUGGUAACACAGUGGAUAAUAAAAGAGGAUGAAGUAGAAGAUUCCAAGAAGAGUGGCAUUAUUAGAGAAACCCAAACAAAAUAUUUUGGAGCAGCAGAAGACAACACAGCAGAGCAGGAUGUUGUGACCAGGUGUGUGCCAGCCAUGUACGUGAGCCCGCUCCUGGACAAGGACGGCAGCAUGUACCCAGGCUCUGCCCGGGCUGCCAACACCCUGCCAGGGCAGGGCUUCGUGUCCGCACCCCCCUACCCCGAGUACAUGGGAUACCACCCCGUGCCAGCCCUGGACACCCACGGGCAGCCGCCGGGGCCCUGGGGCUCCCACUAUGGCCCGCAGAGGGAGGACUGGAACGCGUACGGGCCGGGCCCCUCCGGCGCGGGCACUGCCCAGCUCAGCGCCCCGUCCCCCGCCCCGGGCUCCUACAGCCCCGCCGAGUACAGCUCCCUGCAGCCCGGGGCCGGGGGGGCUCCUCCCGCAGAGCCCGGCAGUGCCCAGCACUGCUCCCCCAGCAGCCACAGGCACAGCUCCUACGAGUGGAUGAGGAAAACCGUGCAAGCCAACACCACUGGUAAAACAAGAACAAAAGAAAAGUACCGAGUUGUUUACACAGACCAUCAGAGACUGGAAUUAGAGAAGGAAUUUCACUGCAACAGAUACAUCACAAUCAGGAGAAAGUCAGAACUGGCAGCAAACCUGGGACUAUCCGAAAGACAGGUGAAGAUCUGGUUCCAGAACCGGCGGGCGAAGGAAAGGAAGCUGCUCAAGAAGAAGAUCUCGCAGUUUGAUGGCAGCGGGGGCUCAGCCCAGAGCGACUCGGGGUCACUGAGCCCCACCGAACUGUCCAGCUCCCUGUUCCCACCUCCCCACGCCAUCAGUGGAUUACAGCCCAGUGACAUUCACCAGGUCAUGGUUUCAGAAUGAACAGAGGAAAAAAAAAAACAGGAAAAAAGAGAAGGCAGGAAUGGAUUUCCCCACCUUUAAAACUCACUUAUGCAAAGGACCCUUCUCAUUUCACUGCCUCUAGAGAGCUGAUUUCUGAGCACGGGAUCUGGGACUGUUGUCAAAGUAUUUUAAUUGUUGCACAAAUCUCAGGGAACUUGUGCUGCUAAGAUUCAUCUCUCAAUAUCUUUGAACAGCAGGUAAUUUGCUUCAGACACUGACACAAAGAAUGAGACAACAAAGGUUCAAGUAAAUGUAGUUCUAGUCUGAUCACAUAUACCCACAGAGAACUAAGGGGACUGAUUAUAAAACAGAGUAUUAUUGCAGAAAAUAUAAGAAGCUGGGUGUGUUUGUGUUGUUACAUUUAUAUAAUUAGAGUAAACAGUAGAUGUUAAUAAAUAUUUACACUUACAUGUAUUGAAAAGAAUGCUACUUUCUGAAAACAACAAAAACAUUCAAAACACAUUUAAAUACUCAAGAAAAAUAAUAAUGUCGCUACACCAACACAUUGCAUUUAAUUAAAUAACACAAAUCAUCUUUGCCCUAUGGCAUUGUAUUCAAGGAUGCAAUAGUUACAGAUACCUAAUACACUACACCUGCCAAGAUCUGUUCCACUGUAGGAAAUUAAGCCAUUUCUCAUGGACAUUAGGAAAUGCCAAAUAAUUUGGAAGAUAAGCAUUAUUUCAAUCUUCAAGGACUGCAUAUACUGCUGCUCAAAAAUAUGAGCAAAAAUGUAAUGGCAACAGGACUGUUACUACCACCAAACCCCCAAAAAGCAAAUAAAGAAUUUGCUUAAUGUCUCUAAACAUUUUAAGCUAAAUACUAGCAGUCUUAGGCCACUGACUUUAUAUAUGACACUUAUUUUGGGCAAGAAAUACCCCCAAGUAGCUGACAGUGUUAUUUUGAAGUUGUCACCUGCAGCUCAGCAUUCCCAAAGUGCAGGAAUGUCACCAAAGAAAUGCUCCCUUCAUGGGCACUCCUGAAAGAGCACAAAUUAAGGAUAAACAUGCUCAUGGUGUGGUUUGCUUUAAUUGUCAGUCCAUGUUGGCAGGUGAGAAGGCAGCAAUGAUAUCUAGAAGUCUGGGAAAAGGAGAAAGAAAACCCAAAGCACUAAAAAAAAACCCAAACCCCACACAGUAGUACUGUUCAUUGGAAUUUCAUAGUGGGAGCUUUUUGAUGGCACACAAGUUAAGUGCUCUAUUGGAAAAAUUUAAUAGUUCUUC
This is a messenger RNA of Pseudopipra pipra, 2190 nucleotides long. RefSeq names its product caudal type homeobox 4 (gene CDX4). Lineage: Eukaryota; Metazoa; Chordata; Aves; Passeriformes; Pipridae. The coding region runs from base 173 to 949 and encodes 258 amino acids. The record is from RefSeq and is a predicted model, not a curated record. Gene Ontology annotation, molecular function: RNA polymerase II transcription regulatory region sequence-specific DNA binding; DNA-binding transcription factor activity, RNA polymerase II-specific. Gene Ontology annotation, biological process: animal organ morphogenesis; embryo development; cell differentiation. The transcript is spliced from 3 exons. Gene Ontology annotation, cellular component: nucleus.